This is a messenger RNA of Dreissena polymorpha, 2345 nucleotides long. RefSeq names its product nucleoporin SEH1-like. Gene Ontology annotation, biological process: positive regulation of TORC1 signaling; cellular response to amino acid starvation. The coding region runs from base 119 to 1276 and encodes 385 amino acids. NCBI's taxonomy places the organism in Eukaryota, Metazoa, Mollusca, Bivalvia, Myida, Dreissenidae. The record is from RefSeq and is a predicted model, not a curated record. Gene Ontology annotation, molecular function: structural molecule activity; protein binding. Gene Ontology annotation, cellular component: Seh1-associated complex; nuclear pore outer ring. The transcript is spliced from 11 exons.
UGAAAUGAGACCGUUUUGACUCAAUGCGAAAACAUGGCAGACAUCGAAAAUUUAAAGUGAAACGAAACAACAGUCUGUCAAUUUAAUUAUUAAGUCUUGUUGUGCAAAUUGAGCAAAUAUGUUUGUUGCAAAAAGUAUUCAGUCCGACCACAAAGACCUGAUUCAUGAUGUUUCUUUUGAUUUUCACGGAACCAGAAUGGCUACAUGUUCCAGUGACCAAUGUGUGAAGAUCUGGGACCAGGACAGCAGCAAUGGUGAAUGGAAGUGCUCCGCCAGCUGGAGGGUCCACAGUGGGUCGGUCUGGAGGGUGACCUGGGCACAUCCAGAGUUUGGCCAGGUGGUAGCUACGUGCUCGUUUGACCGGACAGCUGCCAUCUGGGAAGAGAUGAUGGGAGAAAACCUUGCAGAGGGUGAGCACCAUGCGUGGAUCAAGCGAGCCAGUCUUGUGGACAGCAGGACUGCAGUGACUGACGUCAAGUUUGCACCCAAACAUCUGGGAUUUUUACUUGCUACAUGUUCCACAGACGGGAUAGUGCGGGUCUACGAGGCCCCUGAUGUGAUGAACCUCAGCCAGUGGUCCCUACAGCAUGAGAUCUCCUGUAAACUCAAGUGUAGCUGCCUCUCUUGGAACACAUCUCGUCGUCACCCAGCCAUGCUUGCUGUAGGAAGUGAUGAUCCCAAUCCAUCUGCUGGGGGCAAGGUGCAGAUCUACGAAUACAACGAUGCCACUAGGAAGUGGAACAAAGUGGAAACAAUUGCCAUGGUAACAGAUGCAGUUCAUGACGUGGCGUUUGCCCCCAAUCUGGGGCGCUCCUAUCACUUGCUGGCUGUGGCAACUAAAACGCUCAAGGUCAUCAGUAUUGAGCCUUUAAGGAGAGAUGGCACUCUCAGUGGAGCAACAGGUCUGACACGGUUUGAGUUGCGCCAGGUCGGAGAUUUCCCCAACCAUGACUCUCAGGUGUGGAGAGUGUGCUGGAACGUGCUGGGUACAGUCCUCGUGUCUUCAGGAGAUGACAGCUGUGUACGCAUGUGGAAAGGUAACUACCUGGGUAACUGGAAGUGUAUUGCUGUGAUGAAGGGUGACGGUACUAAGAUAGACAUGGAGCGGAACCAGUCCACUCUCUACUCUAGGGACAAACAGACUGCACAACCAGUCAGUUCUUGGUAUCGCAGGGCCAGUGAGGGGACACCAGCACAAGGAGUGAUGAAUAUCCGACGUAGCGAAGGCUGGCCAAAGUUUACAACCAACAAGGACCAGGGCAAUGUGAUGAUGUGAUACCCUGGCAUGUAGAUGGAACAGAACACAGGACACAGAACACUGGCUUCUAUUGAUCUUUUUUGUAUCGAACAGUCUAGGUUUCGAAAAGAGUCUGUAUUUGAAAUACUAACUUAUACAAAAAUGAAUGGUCAGUAUUUAAAAAACCAAUAUGAAAGUUUUUUAGGCCUAGACAUUCACGUAGACAGAUAAAUAACAUUCAAAUUUUAUGUAAGCAAACUCAAUAAUUUUCGGACACUAAAUUUUUUCACAACCCCUUUGUUGGCCAAUAUAAAUAUUUUUUGCGACUCAAAAUUUUCGGACAUACAGAUUUUCUUCAAUAAUGUAGGACUCUUCAUUUUCGGACAGUACAAUUUAGUGCUGUUUUACCAGAUUUCGUCCCUUUUUUCGCUUAUCUGGUGUCCAUCAUUCUUUUUAUGACCUCAUUCAGGUGAUAAAACCUAGCAGGUGAAUGCCUUGGGCAAUUGACCAUAUCAAUUGUGUAAUUAGGUAAAUAACCAUCUAUAUGGGUAAUAUGCGAUAGUUUCUCCCCAGAGUGAUAACUGUGAGAAAUAAUUAUUGCUCCAGAACGAUUUUUAUUAAAGUGCAUUAACUACAGGUUCAUAAUAGAGUAUCAGUAAAUCAAAAGAUCAUCUUUUAACACUUUUGGUCAAAAAAUGACCAUUGGAGUAAUUUUCUGUACAAAAGAGCAUGAGAAAUUAUUUUAAUAAAGUGCAAAUAUAUGUAAAAGUAAAUACUAUACUGCGUGGUAUUUAACAAGCACAUGAUAUAAGUCGUUUAUACAAUGGUUGUUUUACAUGUUACAAACCCGCAUCAGAUCGAUAAUACAAUUUGUCUAGUUCUUCUAGUUUUUGUCUUAGUUUUUUUGUUUAUUACUUUUAAGUGUCAGAAAACAUAGGGUAAUUACAGCAUGUUUGAUGUGACACUUGUGCAGUUAAGCAAUCUAAUGUGUUUUGUGGUUUAAGUUCCUUAAAUUGUGUUAAAAUAUGCAAAUUCUUUUUUGUUAAGGUACAUGUGCUAUCAUUGUGAAAAUCAUUGUAUCACUUAUGUAAAUAAAUGCUUAACAAAG